AUGUCAUUCAAUCGAGGAGUGAAAAGGGAUUCCUUCGGGAAUCGAGCGAAUUUUAAUCGGAGCAGUGGUGGAGGCGGUGGUAACAGAGUUGGCAAUAACAGUGGCAUGGGAGGCAACAUGGGUGGAGGAAUGAGCGGGAGUGGUGGCAUGGGUGGAAUGAAUCCCUGGGAGAGCGGCAUGAUGCCCGGCAGAGGCAUCCUGCCUACACCAAAUAACAACCUCUCUUUGGCAUCGCCGCAAGCACAACUGGCGAUCGCCAGCAAUCUUCUGACGAAUCUACUUCGCAGUCAGCAAGAAGCGCAGCCACAGCAGGUGCCAUCUCUAAUGAGUCUGGGAAAUAAUUAUUCUGGGCCAGGGCCAAAUUAUUCUAAUCAACAGAACUAUUCCUCUGGACGGUUUAACGAUCGACCGGCGCGGCAUCCUAUGAAGAAUCAACGUCCUCAGCCAUACAAUAAGAUGGGCAAUCGAGCCCGAGAUGGUCCCGCUGGGCGACGUGGCCCAUCCGCACAACAAUCUCGUGCACCCCAGUCUGGCAGUCAACGUAUGAAUGGAAACCAAAUUCAACAUCGCAACGAUAAAUCUUCUAAACCAAUUCCUGCCUCUAAACAAAAUCAGACUGCCAAAAAGGAACAGCAGGAUAAGACCUCUGAUAGCGAAAAAGCCGAACAGCCUGUUCCGAAAAGCAAUGAUGCAGAUGAAUCCGAGGAUAAGAAGUGGAAGGAUGACAAAAACGCAGUACAAGUAAAAGAGGAAAAAAUAGAAGAUGAAAAGACGGAAGAUAGCGAGAAAAAAGUGGAAAAGUCUGCUGCAGAUGAUUCUUUGAAAGAGGCGAAAGAUGAGAAAGCCGAAAAAGAGAACACGAAAACGACUGGCAAGAAAUCAGAAGCUAGACACGCUGAAAGUCGUUACGCUGAAGUUCCGAUGAGCCAUAUGUUUUGUCACAUUUGCAAUAAGCAUAUGUGGGACGGAUUUUCCUUUGAAAAUCAUCUACGUGGACGUGCACAUCAGCUGAUGAUGGAAAAGUUGGACGAGUCAUACAAAUUGAAAGUCGAUUUGAUGAGACAUGAACUGCGAGUUGCUGAGGAGCAGCGUGAACUUAGUUUAAACAACUCUAAACGUCGCGGCAAGAAAGUGUCUGUAGAUUUCAACGUGAGAGAAUAUUGUACAAUGUGCGAUCUGAACUUUUAUGGAACCUUAUCUACGCAUAGGAAGAGUGAAAAGCAUCAACAAUUAAAAACAUUCUUGCAUCCACGAUGCUUCCCUUGUCUGAAAGAAUUCCCAUCUCGUAUAGAAUACGACGAGCAUUGUUUAACACCCACUCAUAUGAAGAAUGCCGUUCAGUGUGAGGAACAACGGAAAAAUAAAAAGAAAGAAAAAUUGGCAAAAGGAGAAGCUGAAGUUCGUACUGCAGAAGAUGAGGAGAAAGACGUUAGUAAUGAAGUAAAAAAUGAAAAAGAGGAGGAAAAUAUGAAUGCAGAAGAAUAUGAAUUUAUCACAGAUAUUGUAGAAGAUAUAACUGACAAGAAAUUCAAGAUACCGUCUUACAAACAUUGCCGUCAAAAUCAGAUCUUUAUUGGUAAAUCUAUGGUCAAGGAAGUCCAAGGAUUUUACUGUGAGCGUUGCCGAAGAUUUAUGCUCUUAAGUGAGGAUAUGAAUGCUCAUUUACGCAGCAUUACGCAUUAUCGAAACUUUGUAGCGGAAGUAAGAUCAUUAACAUCGAACGCCAAUAUCUCCAAAGUUACGUCAACUACAGAGUCAAAAGAAACUGAUGAACAAGCUGAUAAUGAGAAGAAUGUUGAAGAUAAGGAGGAAUGCGAUGUACAGUGGAAACGUCGUAAGAUUAGUGAUGAAAAAGAAGAUAACGACCAACUGAAAGAGCAGCAAGAAAAUAAUGCUGAUAACGCAAAUGUGACACCGAAGAGGUCGGAUGGAGAGGAGAAAUAUGAUCCAUUGGAAGCCGAUGCUGCCGAAUCAGAAGAAGAGGAAAAUCGCGAGGUGGAGGAGGAUGCGAAGGAAACUACCGCGGGAAAUGCUACUAACACGCAGGAUGUAAAAACAUCUGUCGAUGAAAUCUGGACUGAUAUGGACAAUGACAAUGACGUUGAAAUGGGUAAUCUGAUUGACGAAACGGAUGAAAAAGAACAUUCUUCCGAACAAGAACAUUCUUCUGAACAAGAACAUUCUUCUGAACAAGAACGUUCUAUGCCGAAGAUAGAACGAAAUCAUAACCCUCAAAUAAAACCUCGAGGUCGUGGAUUCGGACGUGGUCGCGGUGGUCCGCGUGCCAGAAGAUCCCGGCGAUAAAUUAACACCGCGAUUUACGAAAAUAUAUGAAAGUAAACGCGAGAAAAAUAUGUCGAUGUUAAGAGAGUUCAAUUGCGUGUCUCGUAUUCAGAUAAGUUUUAAAAUUAUUGUACAAGAUCAUUCAUACUUCAUAAACCUAAGCCCGCACUUAAAAUAAACUUAAAUCAAUGCAAAAAAUUCUUUAAGUAAGAAGCAUUAAGAAAAAGUUUUCUUUAUGCGUUGAUUUAAGUUUCUUUUUAAAUACCUAGAUUUAUGAAGUAUUUAACAUAAUGUUAUGGAUGUUCUUGUACAGUUGUCCUUAGAAUAGAACACAUUUUUAUCAUUGAGGCGUGCGAUAUUGAUUACAUAUUAAUAUGCAACAAUUAAUAUGGCACACACCACACACACGCACACACACACACACACACACACACACACACACACACACACACAGAGAUAGCAAUUAACAUUAUGUGUAUUACAUAUAUGAGCGUAAGUUUUUAAUUGUAAGCUCUUAGCAAUAAAGGACUUCUUUCAUUAGCACCAUGUACCAGAAGCAAAUGUAUACGCAAGAAAUAUUCAGAUGUUUUUUGUAUAAAUGAUGAAUUUUUAACUACAAGCAUGACCUUUCUCUUAUAUUUUGAAAUCAUUGCGCUACAUGUACAAAUAAAAAAUUAUUACACAAAAUUACAAAUUAAUUAGGAGACAUUGAGUAUGCAUACAACCAGGAAAAUAUAUUGUUUAGUUAAAUAAUGUUAAACAAUAUCUUUAUUGAAGGAUAUUUCUAAAUGCACAUCUAAUAUGAUAUAUGUAAUCGAAAUAUAUAAUGAAAUUUAGAUCGUUUUUUUGUUCUUCAUAUAGUAUUGGUCUCCAUAAAAAUAUUUUUAUUAUAAUAUCAUGUAUUGAAAUGCACUAAUGUAGAUGAUAAAAAGUUACAUGAGAGUUACAAUAUUUUUUCAUUAUGUUCCUAAAUGAAGAGAGAGAAAAAGAGAGGUACAGAUGAAUUCCAUUUAUUUUUUAAAUUCUAAAGAUCACUGAGUGUGAAUAAUGAUUAUUUUUACACUAUAUCACUUAUAUAUUGAAAAGAAUGAAACUAAAAGUAGUAAAGAUUUCCAAUUUUAUAUUUUGCUUUAACUGUGUGUGCGAGUGUCAUGAUAAUUUUCAUAAUAAAAGUGUUUCUAUGUAUGAAAGACAUGCUAAUUGAUCUGCAUUCUUAUUAUAUUAAGGAUAGAACACUUUGACAGAAUUUUUUUGUAUCUAAUUUUAAAAUGUGCUAUAAAAAUUUUCGAGAAAAUUGAAAUGCAAUAUCAUAGGUUUGAACUUUUACAAAGGAUAUGUACAACCGAAGUGAUAACUAAUGUUUGGUGAUAGUAAAUACAUAACAUGUCAUAUAACAUUAGGAGAUAAGACAUAUAUAUGUACUGCAUAUGUAUCCAUAUUAAAUGAAUAGUUUAUUAAGAAUUAAAUAGAAACAAUCCA
Molecule: messenger RNA, 3762 nt
Organism: Monomorium pharaonis (pharaoh ant)
Lineage: Eukaryota; Metazoa; Arthropoda; Insecta; Hymenoptera; Formicidae
Gene: Pep
Product: zinc finger protein on ecdysone puffs
Exons: 9
Coding region: 1-2304 (767 amino acids)
Cellular component (GO): nucleus
Molecular function (GO): zinc ion binding; nucleic acid binding
Source: RefSeq, a predicted model, not a curated record